Messenger RNA from Lepidothrix coronata (blue-crowned manakin), 2545 nucleotides. RefSeq names its product ARP5 actin-related protein 5 homolog (gene ACTR5). Gene Ontology annotation, biological process: regulation of DNA-templated transcription. Lineage: Eukaryota; Metazoa; Chordata; Aves; Passeriformes; Pipridae. Gene Ontology annotation, cellular component: Ino80 complex; cytoplasm. The coding region runs from base 15 to 1841 and encodes 608 amino acids. The record is from RefSeq and is a predicted model, not a curated record. The transcript has 9 exons.
ACGCGGGGCCCGCCAUGGCGGCGCCCACACGGGUGUUCGCGUUCCGGGACGCGCGCUGGGCCCCGGACCCGGUGCUGGCUCCGAGCGCGGCCGUGCGGAGCCCUCAGCCUGUGCCGCUGGUCAUUGACAACGGCUCCUUCCAGACGCGGGCGGGAUGGGGCUGCCCGGAUCCCGCCGUGCCCGCCGAGCCGCUGCUGCGGUUCCGCUCGCUGGCGGCGCGGAGCCGCGGGGCCCGCGGCGGGGCCGGCGCCGAGACCCAGGUGGGCAACGACUUGGGCAGCCCCGAGCCCCUGCGGUGGCUGCUGCGCUCGCCCUUCGACCGCAACGUGCCCGUCCAGCUGGAGCUGCAGGAGCUGCUCCUGGACCACGUCUUCCAGCGCCUCGGCGUCUCCUCGCAGGGUUGUGUUGAUCACCCAAUUGUUCUGACAGAAGCAGUGUGCAACCCUCUGUAUUCAAGGCAAAUGAUGUCCGAGCUCCUCUUUGAGUGCUAUCAAGUGCCGAAAGUGUCCUAUGGUGUGGACAGCCUGUACAGUUUUUACCACAAUAGGAGGCAGAAGUGGCCCUGCAGUGGUUUGGUGAUAUCCUCAGGAUAUCAGUGUACACACAUUUUGCCAGUCUUAGAGGGCAGGCUGGAUGCCAAGAACUGCAAGCGCAUCAACCUGGGGGGGUGCCAGGCUGCCGUGUACCUGCAGCGGCUCCUGCAGCUCAAAUAUCCCGGGCAUUUCGCAGCCAUCACGCUCAGCCGGAUGGAGGAAAUCCUGCACGAGCACAGCUACAUUGCAGAGGACUACAUAGAAGAGCUCCAGAAGUGGCGGUGCCCAGAGUACUAUGAGAACAAUGUGCACAAGAUGCAGCUGCCUUUCUCCAACAAGCUGCUGGGGAGCACUCUGACAUCUGAGGAAAAGCAGGAGAAAAGGCAGCAGCAGUUGCGGCGGCUUCAGGAACUCAAUGCACGUCGUCGAGAAGAGAAGCUGCAGCUUGACCAGGAGAGGCUGGACAGGUUGCUGUAUGUACAGGAACUUUUAGAAGAUGGUCAGAUGGAUCAAUUCCACAAAGCUUUGGUGGAGCUGAACAUGGACUCUGCAGAAGAACUUCAGUCUUACAUCAACAAAUUGAGUGUGUCUGUUGAACAAACAAAGCAGAAAAUCCUACAGUCAGAAGUCAAUAUUGAAGUAGAUGUUGUGGACAGCAAGCCAGAGACUCCUGAUUUGGAUCCAUUGGGCAGUGAACAGUCACUGGAGGAUAUGGAAAGUAUUAAUGAAUUUGAACCUUUGUUUGCUGAGGAACAGCCUGAAGUUGAGAAGCCUGUUGCUGCAGUACAGCCCGUGUUUAACCUGGCAGAGUACCACCAGCUUUUCCUUGGCACUGAAAGAAUCAGGGCUCCAGAGAUUGUCUUCCAGCCCUCCCUAAUAGGAGAAGAUCAGGCUGGUAUAGCAGAAACCAUGCAAUAUGUCCUUGAGAGGUACUCAAAGGAGCAACAAGCUGUUCUUGUCCAGAAUGUUUUUCUCACUGGUGGAAAUAUGAUGUACCCUGGACUGAAAGCCAGAGUCCAGAAGGAACUCCUGGAAAUGAGGCCGUUCCAGUCGUCUUUUCAGGUUCACCUUGCUUCCAGCCCUGUUUUGGAUGCCUGGUAUGGGGCUAGGGACUGGGCAGUGGAAUACAUGAACCGUGAGGAAGGCUGGAUAACCAAGAAGGACUAUGAAGAAAAAGGGGGAGAAUACCUCAAGGAACACUGUGCUUCCAAUGUCUAUGUCCCCAUUCGCCUUCCCAAGCAGGCCCCACGGGCAGCAGAGGUGGCGGCGCCCAGAACACUGGCCUCAGGCACAGGGGAGCAGGGAUAGCCCUGUCCUUGGCACUGACCAGGUGUGCAGGAGGGCACACCUCGUCCCUGGUGCUCGGGAGCACUGGGACUCCAUCCAGGCCCUUGGAGAAGGAGGAGGACAGGCCAUGCUGGCUGUCACUUGGCAUGGUUGGAGUGCUCGCAGAGCGCUCGGUGCUGCUCACGCACAGCAGCAUGGAGAGAGGAAACACCAUCUGCAGUCUCGUAGUAAGACUCAGGGGGUUUUGAGAGUGUAUGUUUUACAGGUUUUUAAAAUUUUAUUAAAUGUCCUGGUUUUAUACUGGUUUUAUUUCUUGAUCCCGCAGCGGGGCUGUAUGGACCAAGGCAGCCCAGCAGGGGUCCCCCUUGCUCAUUGCAGCGAUCCUCUGUCGGGACAUGUCGGGCAGGACCGAGGGGCUGAGCUUGGCCUUCUCUCCUGCUCUAUGGCCUGUUCGAUCUCCUUCGUGCUACAGGCGUUCUGCUAAAGCACCACCCAGUAGGUGGUUUCAUUGAUGUCAGUGAUGAUAUCGAUGACUUGGUUGAAACUGGAGAACUGGUCACAUAAAGACACAACCUUCCAUAAAGCACAGUCCAGAGGGACUGCCAGGUCUUGUGCAGCCCUGGAGUGGUUUUACAGCAGUAGUGCUGAGCAGGGCAGCUCUUUGAUGGGACUGUUUGAUCAAAAGUUGAUUUAGCAAUAAAGCAAACUUUUUGCUUUACCGCUAA